Messenger RNA from Dacryopinax primogenitus, 822 nucleotides. RefSeq names its product DnaJ-domain-containing protein. Gene Ontology annotation, cellular component: endomembrane system. Lineage: Eukaryota; Fungi; Basidiomycota; Dacrymycetes; Dacrymycetales; Dacrymycetaceae. The record is from RefSeq and is a predicted model, not a curated record. The transcript is spliced from 4 exons. The annotation marks the transcript as partial.
GAGGACUACGAGAUCUUUGACCUGGUCUCUGCUCUUGAAGCUGCGGAAGGGAAAGGCACGACAUUUUACUCGUGGCUUGACGUUCCUUCUACUGCGACAUCCACCGAGAUCGGACGUGCGUAUCGAAAGAAAUCUCUGGAGCUACAUCCGGACAAGAACCCGGGUGUGAAAGGCAUCCAUGACCGCUUUGCCCGUCUUGGUGUUAUAGCAAAGAUUCUGCGAGAUGGAGAGGGAAGAGAGCGCUAUGACUUCUUCUACAAGAACGGCGUGCCGAAAUGGCGAGGCACCGGGUACUACUACUCGCGCUAUCGUCCCGGCCUGGUCAGCGUGUCCAUCUUCUUGAUCUUCCUCUCCUCCGCUUUGCAAUACAUCGUGCAAAUGAUGACGCACCGGCGGGAGGUGGACCAUGUACGCAAGCUGGUUACCCAGGCUCGGGCGGUCGCUUGGGGCCCGAAGGGGACGCCGCUCGAUGGUCCGAGGAAGGUUCGCGUGUCCUUAGGUGAGGGAGAGGGGAUCAAAGCCGUCGACGUGCUCGUGCACGGAGAAGGGGUCUUCCUGCUGGGCAACGACGACCAUGAGACGGUGCCGCUGGACGAGUCUGUACCCCUCAAGCCUGCCGUGUCGCGUACGUGGCCUGUGGUGCUCGUUCGCGCAGCUAUCGAACCCAUCAUGUCGCGGUUCGCCUCUGCGCCAAAGGUCAAGACCGAUGAUGAUGCAGAUGAGAGUGACGCCUCGACUGUUAAAGCGAAUGGGAAUGGUAUCAAGAAGCUUCCCACUGCUGCUGCGUCCAUGGCUGGGGGGAGAAGGCGCAAGGCUGUCAAG